Messenger RNA from Sclerotinia sclerotiorum 1980 UF-70, 207 nucleotides. RefSeq lists its product with no specific name. The coding region runs from base 1 to 207 and encodes 68 amino acids. The record is from RefSeq and is a predicted model, not a curated record. The transcript is spliced from 2 exons. NCBI's taxonomy places the organism in Eukaryota, Fungi, Ascomycota, Leotiomycetes, Helotiales, Sclerotiniaceae.
AUGCCAACAAACCUUCUCGACUACGUGGAUACAGUAAAGUACACGGAGUUCCGACGCAAGCACUUGUGGCAUUUAGACUCUAUGCAAGUAGUAACGGGCUUGGUAUUAUACGAAUCGAAGUUUAUCAAAUUAGACAAACAUAGUGAGAGUAAAGUAAAUUGUGCCGGAACCAAGAAUGUAAGAUACCAAACGCUGCUGCGAAGAUAG